ACGAACGAAAUUAAAUGGAUUUACAUAUGCUUAUAUAUUGCAGAAGAUCCUGCUGAUAUAAAUAACUUCAGCUCCUCCCAGUUUUUUUAGUUGUCACACAGGUAAGGAAAUCGACGGAUUUGAAUCUUCUGCACUGCAUAAGAAGAAUGGCAGUCCAUCACUCCCUCGAGGUCGCUGACGGUUCAGUGGACGACGAUGGGCAUUUGCGGAGAACCGGAACCUUAUGGAGUUGCAUUGCUCAUAUCAUCACCGCGGUCAUUGGCUCCGGAGUCCUGUCCCUCGCUUGGAGUACAGCACAGUUGGGGUGGAUAGCUGGGCCGGUGUGCUUGCUUUGUUUCGCGAUAGUCACCUACAUUUCCGCUUUCCUUCUGUCCGAUUGUUACCGGACACCCGACCCUGUAAAAGGGACGCGGAACUAUUCUUACAUGGAGGCAGUUAGAGUAUUUCUUGGUACGAAAAGGAUGUUGGUGUGUGGUUUGCUUCAGUAUCUGAGCUUGUAUGGCACAGAUAUAGCUUACGUUAUAACUACUGCAACCAGUAUGAGGGCCAUUGGGAAAUCGAAUUGCUAUCACAGAGAAGGGCAAAAUGCUCGGUGUCACUAUGGGAGCAGCUUCUACAUGCUGCUAUUUGGGAUUAUACAGAUCGUAAUGUCACUGAUACCAGACAUCCACAACAUGAAAUGGCUUUCAGUUGUCGCCGCGAUCAUGUCCUUUUGUUAUUCUUCCAUUGGACUAGGACUCGGCUUUGCAAAAGUCAUAGAAAAUGGAAGAAUCGCCGGAGGGAUUGCAGGAGUUCCGGCUGCUAAAGCUGAGAAGAAGUUAUGGAAUGCCUUCGAGGCGCUUGGAGAUAUUGCUUUUGCGUAUCCAUACUCACUCAUUCUUCUUGAGAUACAGGACACUUUGGAGUCCCCUCCACCAGAAAACCAGACGAUGAAGAGGGCCUCCAUGGCCGCAAUCUUCAUAACCACCUUCUUUUAUUUCUGCUGCGGAUGCUUCGGAUAUGCAGCCUUUGGCAAUGGCACGCCGGGGAAUCUCCUGACCGGGAUAGUGAACGGGGAGGGAUUCUUUGAGCCCUUCUGGCUGGUCGACUUUGCGAAUGUGUGCAUUAUUAUCCACUUGGUUGGAGGAUACCAGAUGUACAGUCAGCCCAUAUUUGCAGCAGCAGAGAGAUGGUUCAGCAGCACAUACCCAAAUAGCAGAUUUGUGAACAAAUUCUACACAUUCAGGCUUCCCUUGGUGCCGGCUAUUCGGAUGAAUCUUUUCAGGCUGUGCUUCCGCACGGUAUUUGUCAUAUCCACAACUGGAAUAGCCAUGGUAUUUCCUUACUUCAACUCGGUUCUAGGAGUGUUGGGUGCGAUGAACUUCUGGCCGUUGGCGAUAUAUUUCCCAGUGGAGAUGUACUUUGUGCAAAAGAAAAUCGGAGCUUGGACGAGAAAAUGGGUCAUCCUUAGGAUAUUUAGCUUCGUCUGCUUUCUUGCAACAGUUUUGAGUUUCAUUGGCUCAUUCGAGGCACUUAUCAGUGCCAAACUAAGCUAAGAAACUGUAAUUUUCCUUCCUUAUGGGAAUACAAGAGGGGAGAUCAGAUGAUUAGUUCCCUGUUUUGCUAAGGUGAAAAAGGGAGCACCAAAGUCCUUCA
Molecule: messenger RNA, 1635 nt
Organism: Rhodamnia argentea
Lineage: Eukaryota; Viridiplantae; Streptophyta; Magnoliopsida; Myrtales; Myrtaceae
Product: probable amino acid permease 7
Exons: 7
Coding region: 147-1535 (462 amino acids)
Cellular component (GO): plasma membrane
Source: RefSeq, a predicted model, not a curated record